UCUGGAUAAACGGUGCCUCCCCGCAGUCUCCAUAAUACCCCAGAAUACAUGGUAAUAUCUACUGCCAGUGAGAAUCUGGCAAGCUACAUACGAUUCUCAAUUCUAAUUGAGUGUCGUGUAUAAACACUACGAAUAUGUCUACAGAGAAGUCUGAUUCCCAUGCAGGGGGGCAUAGAAAAGACUCGGAAUUUUCUGAUGUCUCCCGCACCGAAGUUGAGAACAGCCGUCUCACCCAAGACACGACCAUUAAUGAAGCUCAGAGGAAGCGCCUGGAAGCGUCCGCAAGAUUGGAACACCCCCUAGCUGGACACACCCCGGAUCAGCUUGCCCAGCGAGGCGAAGACUUCUGUAAGCAACAUGGCAUUACCGGCGAAGACGACGUUCGAGCUUUCCGGCUCGGCGCUAUGAUCGCCGGCAACAUGAACAAAUACGAUACCGUUGAAGGCCUUACCGACCGCGAAAAGGAGGUUCUCGACAGGGAAAUCACCCACAGGUGGUCAAACCCUACUAUGCUCUACGCCGUUAUUAUAAUUUGCUCCCUAUGCGCUGCCGUUCAGGGAAUGGACGAGACGGUUGUGAACGGAGCCCAGAUCUUCUACAAGGUACAAUUCGGCAUUGGCGACGAAAACUCGCAGCGAGAUUCAUGGCUCGUUGGUCUUGUGAACGCUGCCCCCUACAUUUGCGCUGCUUUCUUUGGCUGCUGGUGUACUGAGCCCCUGAAUAAGAGAUUCGGUCGUCGUGGCACUGUCUUCCUCUCAUGUUUCGUUUCGGCCGCUGCUUGCUUCUGGCAAGCCUUUACCAACACCUGGUGGCAUAUGUUCAUUGCUCGCUUUUUCCUUGGUUUUGGCAUUGGUCCUAAAUCCGCCACAACCCCCAUUUUAGCUGCAGAGUGCUCUCCUCCUAAGCUUCGAGGUGCUCUUGUGAUGCAAUGGCAGAUGUGGACUGCGUUCGGCAUUUUGCUUGGUUACGUAGCCGAUCUCGCAUUCUACGAAGUCCCCGAUCACGGCAUUGACGGCCUGAACUGGCGACUGAUGAUGGGUUCAGCCUUGAUUCCGGCUGUGAUCGUCAUUGCUCUUGUAUACUUCACGCCUGAGUCACCUAGAUGGUAUUUGACCAAAGACAGGCACGGCGAAGCUUACAAGUCUAUUCUCCAACUUCGCUAUGAGAAAGUUCAAGCCGCCCGUGAUCUCUUCUACAUGGAUGCACUUCUUCAGGUCGAGAAGGAAGCAAUGCAAAUUAAGCAAAGCAAGUUUAAGGAGCUUUUCACCAUCCGCCGAAACCGCAAUGCUGCGAUCGCCUCCGAAAUCGUUAUGUUCAUGCAACAAUUUUGUGGUGUCAAUGCUAUUGCGUACUAUUCGACCCAAAUUUUCAUCGACAGUAACUUUGGCGAGAAGGCCGCAUUAGCGGCAUCCCUCGGCUUCGGUGCCGUCAACUUCCUCUUCGCCAUUCCAGCUUUUUAUACUAUCGACACAUUUGGCCGAAGAAAGCUCCUAUUGACGACAUUUCCUUUAAUGUCUAUCUUCUUAUUUUACACAGGGUUUAGCUUCUAUAUUCCAGAGGGAACCGCCCGUAUUGCUAAUGUGGCUCUCGGCAUCUAUUUAUUCGGAGUCGUCUAUUCGCCAGGCGAGGGCCCCGUGCCAUUCACGUACAGUGCCGAGGCCUAUCCAUUAUAUAUUCGGCCCUUCGGCAUGUCCUUGGCAACAGCUACGACUUGGUUCUUCAAUGCAGUUAUAUCAAUCACCUGGCCAGCCCUCGUGCAGGCCUGGACCAAUGCCGGUGCUUUCUCAUGGUACGCUGCCUGGAAUAUAGUCGGGUGGGUUCUCGUCUUGCUGUUCCUUCCCGAGACCAAGGAAAAGACACUCGAAGAGCUGGAUGCUGUCUUCGACGUCCCGCUGCGCAGCAUCAUGCGCUACGGCAUUGCGCAGGCCGGGUAUUUCUGGGGUCAUAUCAUUUUGCGCCGAGAUAUGAAAGCUCCGACCGUGCCUACCUCGGCCAACACCAUCGAGUAUACCAAAGAACAGUUUGCGAAGGAGAAGCAGCAUGAUCCUACUGCUAGGGUCUAAUCUAAUUAGCGAUCUAACGCAGUCAAGAUGCGCAUGAUUAAUGUCAUCGAUUUUCAAUUACGGUAGUUGUCGAUUCGAUCUACUCCGUAGAAGGCGCAUAUAUGUAUAUUAAUGUCACUCGUACU
Xylaria bambusicola is the source of this 2188-nucleotide messenger RNA. RefSeq names its product sugar transporter-domain-containing protein. Gene Ontology annotation, biological process: transmembrane transport. The coding region runs from base 135 to 2063 and encodes 642 amino acids. NCBI's taxonomy places the organism in Eukaryota, Fungi, Ascomycota, Sordariomycetes, Xylariales, Xylariaceae. The transcript has 7 exons. Gene Ontology annotation, cellular component: membrane. The record is from RefSeq and is a predicted model, not a curated record. Gene Ontology annotation, molecular function: myo-inositol:proton symporter activity.